AUGAAUAUUCUACUGGUCGCUCUGUUGGUGGCCACAGUCUGCGUUGGCGGUGGAGUCGAGGAUGGGCGAGGAGCGCGGGAGCAACGACAACAGCCGAGUUCAGCCGUGGGUUGUGGUCCGAAUGAGGUGCUGCACUUUUUGCGUUUGCUAUGCAUUACUUUUUGUUGGCUAGUCGUUGAAAGUAGGACAACUUGGCUUGGUUAUAUAGCUCUUGUUUUUUGGAAUAGCCUUUAAUUAUGUUGUUAUCUUCUCUAGUUUUUUGCCAGACGUUUUCCAAGUGCAACAAGCAGGUUUUGACGAGAAAAUGAACCUAUUAAACUUUGACAAACAUCUCAGCGGCGCAAGCAAAUCCUGGGCUAAAAUUUGAAGCAAAGAGUACAGUUAACUUCAGAAAAGAAAAACGAGAAAAAAAAUCGAAGUUUGCAUAACAAAAAUGCCUUUCAAAAAUUUAUCGCUAAAUUUUCAACGUAUAAAAGUUCUUUUUAUUUUGGUUAUUCAAACCCUACCUUACUGCUUGUUAAUUUCCUUGCUUUCUAAACCAUCACCAAAUCCCUUAACCACCUAAAAUCACAGUCAUCGCUGCAAUAUUCACUUUAUUUUUGCCUCAGUUUGCUGAAUCUCACCUAGACAAACCAUACACCCUAAAAAAUCAAACCCAGCGUUUUCAGCAAGUUUCCGCUUAUUUUGGCAACACACGCAAACGAACGCUGCCUGAGAGCAGCGGCUUACGACACUAUGCCUAUGAAAAUCUUUUUGCUCCUGCCAAUGUAAUGCCCCUUUGGAUUUACUCAUACCUUCUUUUAGGCCCCUGAAGCCACUCGGGAUCCUCGAAUACCCCAGCCGAUUGUGGUCCGGACUGACUCCGUCCCUCCAAACUUUGAUCCUCAACGGUUGAACGACCCAAGAUAUGAGGCUGAGUUGAAGAGAUAUCAAGCCGAAGUUGCUAGACAAAUUGCUCUGGAAGAGAGGAGAAUUCAAGAAGAAUUCAGGCAAAGGGGGUACCCGCCGCAACAAAGGGCUGGUCAACAGAACAGACAGGGUGCUCCGCCGACUGUGGCAUUUACGUUCCAAUUGAAUAGCCAGCCAGCGCAACGACCGCAGAGUCCGGUGCAGCAACCGCAGCAACCAGCAGCUCCUGUUCAGCAAGGCCAGCAGGUUAGGGCACAACCAAGACAGGAUGACAGGUGAGUAGUUAAGAAACGAAUUUCCAAUUGAAUUCGAUCUGUUGUGCCGCAGAUUCAGUUAACUUUUUGACUAUUACAUAUGCUAGUUUUGGCAAGUAUGCAAGGCUUAAAGAAAAGUGAACUGUUAUUUAUAUCGCCAGCUUUUUAGCUUUUUGCCUUUUUUUGAUUUUCACGCCUAUAACUUCAAUUGCGAAGACAUUAGGUUGAUGCAUAAUUAUCCGGCGUUUUUCAACAAAUUGCGCGAUCGGCUUUGUUGUUGUCGGAGAGUUCGUGAGGGACCCAUCCAGCCAAUUUCCAUACCUAUUUCCAAAAUAUUUACUUCAUCAUUUCAGCGCUUUCCAACCUCCUCAACGCUCUCAAAAUCCCCCACCAGCCCCUCAAUAUCCGCAAGUUCAAACCCAGACCUACAAUCAGCCUCAAACCCAGCAACAACCGCCCUACACUCAAACCCAAGCCAAUCCGCAAUCCUAUCAGCCUCCUCUACCUCAGCCACAAGCUCAAGCCGCUCAAUACAACCCUCAAUAUUACCAGUCGCAUCAGGAAUCGCGCCAACCACCGCGCGAGUAUCAAGUCCAAAGGUCGAGUGGCCAGCAUUGGACGGCGCCGCCGCAACCCCAGCUCCAGAUCCCGCCCACAAAUCCACCGAAUCGCAAAGUCACCAAACAAUUUACUGUAGCGCCCACGGACAGUUACAAUGAUCGGCUGCGAAGUUACAACGAGCAGAUGGAAGCGAGACGCCGGCAGUUGGCCAAAGAAAAAGAGGAGAUGAUCAAGAGUUUGCAAGUCAGUUAGUUUAACAGUAGGACCUCAUUACUGUGACAGCUAACCAAAAUGUUGAUUUAGUUUGAGUGGACGUGAGAUUUUUUAGUUAUUUUUUUUAUUUAAAAUUGAAAAUUUUGCUUUCAAAAUUUCAAAAAAAUCCAUUUUCGGAAAGAAAACCGUAUUUUACCUCUCAAAAAUUUUAAUUUGUCAAUGUAAUGAGGUUUUAUUGUACUGACGUUUGUCAAAUCUCUCAAACCUUCGAAAAAAUAAUCAAUUCGACCUUUGAUCAGAUAUUUUUUUACCAAUUCCAUUACUCUUCAAACAAUGCCAUUUUUAUUUUCUCGUCCAAUAAACGUUUUUUUCCCCGCACAGUACAUAAAAUCUCAUUGCAUCAAAAAUAACUGUCAAAGACAAGGGCGAUAAGGCGCGAUUAAUUGACGUUUUAUGCAACUUUUUUGGAGUCAAAAUGGAGCCUCAGGCUGGAAAUUGAAACCUUUAAAAUGGGAUUGUAAAUUCUCCGUGAGUAGGGUGAAUAGCACAAGAGAUGACAACUCUUUAUGGAAUGACAAAAGAGAACCGCAAAUUCAUGUUGAAGAUACCAAUUUCUAACCGCAUUGACAAACUUUACAUGCUCAUAAGUUAUAACUAGUAGGAUAAAAAGCUUGAUGGAUGUGGUCACUUUUGUACGCGGUGUAUCUUCCUUCGAUGUGCAAAAGAUCGAAAAAGAUUGACCUUAUUUUUCCUGCCCGCUGUCAAAAAAUAAGAUUAGGUUGAGUAAAAAUUUUGUCCAUUUUUUCAAAAGUUUGAAGUCGAUUAUUUUCUUGCCCAGAUACCUCGUUAUUUCAACAUACUUGUAGACUAAUAGAGGGCUUAUCGAACCUUCAUCUAGGGUGUAUUGCUAAGCCUUACGGCAAGACGGAGAUUUUCUGUUGCUAAAAGUCGGAAGUGCCCCCGAUUUUGGCAGGGUACGAAGCGCCGUGGGACCAAGAGGUCACUUUUUAUAUUAAGAAUUGAGGAAAAAUUCUUGCUAAAGGCUUUAAAGUCACCAGAAGUGUAGAAUUUACAUUGUAUAAUAUAUUAAUAUUUUCUUGUAAUCCCUGGAUCAGCUCAUUUUUGAUUGAUUACGACUUAUUGCCGCCAGAGAUAUCCAAAGCUUAUUUUGCUAACUUUUUAUUUAUGUUUGCUCCUCUUUCAAAAGGUCAAGAAAUAUCCAAGAACGAGCUCGUCAAACGGAUUAAUAAAUAACUCAAAACUCAUCUUCACUAAUCAUAAGCACUACAUAUAUUAUAGUAUUUAUAUACCAGUAUGACAAAAAUUUUGCAGUACCAAAAUCACGGAGAAAAUGAGGAUCCAAAUAGCCCUAAAGACGAAGUUGUUCCGUUUACGAAGAGCUACCAGCAUCAGCAAGAGCUAAUUCGGCAAAGCCAGCAGGCCCAAGCCAACGCUCCACCAACACCUUCAACAACUCGAAGACCCCCUAAAACAACCAGAGCUCCAUUAGUCUACUCCAACUCCAACAACCGAUACCAAUACGGGCUGGGAAAUCGCAGUAACAACAAAGAGUCCGUCUAUCAAAUGCAGCAGCGCCGGCGCAACGAAUACGCAGCGCAACGGCAACGGGAACGAGAGGAAAAGCAGCGGAUUGAAUUGGAACAACUUCAACGCGCCGAAUUGCAGCGAAAAAUCGCCGAAGAGCAGGCGAAACAGGCCGCAGCAUUGGCCGCGAUCAAAAUGAGAAAUCAACAAGGAGCUACGGUGAGUUCGGAGCCGGCUCCACUGUAUCCGAAUGAUGAUGAGAGCCCGUCCAUUGAUCUGGCGCAAUAUUAUGACGACAUCGAUGAGGAUAUCGUCUCAACGUCUAUUCCACAGGUAAGAGUGGACUUUUUUGAUGACAAAACUGCUUUGUUCGCUAUAAAUUUAUUGUUUUUUCAGGCUCAACUAGAAAGUCCAAUCUCUCCAUCACCCAUGUGGACGAUGGGUGAUGACAUUAGUGACCACCCUGACUUCUUAUUUGAUCUUCCUUGUAAUGGUUUCACAGAUGAGAUUUGUUUUCAACAAGUAAGUUCUUUUACUCCAAAAAUUUUUUUGAAGAAAAAAAUCAAACUUUAUUUCCAAUACAUGUAUAAUAUUAAAUCUCUCUCAACCUCUACCAAACAUAUGCUCUGGCGCCGGCUUCCGUGAUCUGCGCCUUUUUCUCGUCGACUUGGGUCGGCUGCUGAUAUCUGCUGAUCUCCGGGUCCACAUAUUGAGUGAUGUUAUUGUUCGUGUCAUCGUUGAAACUGCCGUAUUCUCGUUGAAAUAGCUCUUCGAGUUGAGCCUUGGUGGUUAGAUCGUCCCAAACUUUGACACAGUUCAACACAGUGAUGCCAACGAUGGUGGCGAUGAGAAGACAAACGACCAGAGUUAGGAGCUGAAAAUAGAAGAAAAUGGAAUGGUUAUAGAGAACAUAAUAGAUGAAGAUUUUGCCAAAAAAAGACUUUUGUGGAGCUCCAGAAAAUCAAAAAAUUAUUUUUUCUAGUUUUGACAAAAAAUACGUAAAUUUUGAAUUUUUACUCCCGACACAUCGUCUAGAUUUUGUUCAAAUUUUGCGCACACAAUCUGUAAAGAGUACUUAUAAAUUACUAAAAAUUUUAGCUCACGCUUUGCUGCCUCAGCCGAGAUAUUCAACAAUCAUUGACUAUCAGUCUGUCGGGAAAAUAACGGCGGAUCGCCGCACCAAAAUGUCUCCCCUCGCCGCUAUCGCGCACCAAAUCCCCAGCCGCGGCUUGCAGUCGCAAAGCGAUGAUGGGCGAUUCCGAGGCGCGACGAUCCGCCGUUUUUUUCCCGACAGACCGAUAGAAUAUGAGAGAGUACUCGAAAUGGAGAGGGUUAGACAUGAAGACGUUUCUGUUCAUAUUUUUCAAAUUCCACGAUAUUUUUCCUAGCGAGCUUGAGGUUUGGUUGUUGACAGGCAGCUUUUGAGGGAAUAUUUUCACUUCGUUGCCCUAGGGCAAGUUAAAAACAAAGUCAGCGCCCGGUGCAACUUGGAAAAUUUCUUUUGAGGUACAGUGGGGGACCUGAUCCAGUGGCAAAAAACGUACCAUCUUGUAUCCAGGAAGCAUCAAAAAAUGUGGCAAAAUACCUCCCCCUGCAAGUGAAAAAAAAAACUUAGACUUCAAAGCGCGCCCGCUCUUUUUGUGAGGAAAAAAGGAGCGCCCUUCAAAACUAAGUUUUUUCACUUGGAGAGGGAAGCAUUUUGCCACAUUUUUGGUACUUCCCGGAUACAAAAUGGGGCGUUUUUUGCCACUGGAUCAGGUCCACUGUAGAGAAAAUAAGUUUCAGCUACAUAUGGUUGACCAGAUGUUUCCGUAUUUUAAUAAAAAAUAUUCAUGUUUGACCAUAAAAAGUUAAAAAAUGACAGAAAAAAUUGGAACUUACAACUCCUUCAACUUCGGUCCCCGUGGUGAUGACUCGAUUAGCUAGGCCAAGGAAAUCUGUGAAAGUAGCCGACAUCUUUUCGUUGCGAAGCGACCGGUCGAAAAUACAAAAUCGAAUGAGAAAUAAAUCAAAUUUUGAAAACUAAAAAAAUAAAAAAAAAUAUUUUUUUUUUAUUUUCAGCAAGCAUCAUUACCCCCAGAAGAAGUGCACAAAUGCUGUCAGACCAAGAUCGUUUUGACCGAUCAAUGUGCCCCAGGGAAGUGCAGCAACGGCACAGUGCAAUUAUGUUGCAUUCAGAAGUUCCUUCAGUCCAAAUUCAAGUGUUGUAAUGAUAGAAAACAAGCCGAUGCGUUGUUUGCAACCGACUCUUUCAGCAAAUGUUGCUUUGAGAACUUUGUUCAGGAGGAUGUAAGUUGAAAGUAAUACUGUUUUAACCUAUAUGUAAUGUGUCUGAAAUUUAAAAAAAAAUUUUUAAAUGAGAUUAAAAUUCAUCAAAAAUUUUAAUUUCAAUUUUUAUAUUAUACAAUAUACGUCUUACCAAAUUUAUCAAAAUCGGGCAACUUUCCGCUGUAAAAUUGGCGUUCAAAGAGCAACGCAUCCAUGCAUAAUAAUGCAAUAUGUAUGUACAGUGGGGACCUGAUCCAGCGGCAAAAAACGUAUAAUUUUGUAUCCGGGAAGUAUCAAAAAAUGUGGCAAAAUGCUUCUCUCUCCAAGUGUAAAAAAAUUUGUUUUGAAGGUCGCGCCCUUUUUCCUCACAAAAAGAGCGGACGGGUUUUUGAAACCUGAGAUUUUUUCACUUGCAGAGGGAGGUAUUUUGCCACAUUUUUUGAUGCUUCCUGGAUGCAAAAUGGAACUUUUUUUGCCACUGGGUCAGGUCCCUCACUGUACGAUACAAAAAAAAAAGUAUUUUUUCCUACUUGACCAAUCAUCAUAACUUAUGUAUAUUGCAAGUAUUUAUCUUCUAUUUAUUCACAGGAUCCCUGCUGUCCCAAAUCCUUCAGCGACAAGCAAUGGAUGCAUGUCCACGAGCUCUGCCUUCCCAAUGUGAACAUCGACCUGAGCUCGGUCAAGGUUCCACAACGCCCAAUUGCCGGCAUGUCCACGGUGGUUCAUUACGACUUCUCAAAGACCGAUAAAUGGCGCUUCGAAUGUCGAUAUGGCGGACACGUCCCACAGUACUCCUACUUUACCGACGAGGCCUUCAAAAGUAAAUCGAAGGAGAAAAGCUAUGAAGAAUAA
Bursaphelenchus xylophilus (pine wood nematode) is the source of this 6602-nucleotide messenger RNA. NCBI's taxonomy places the organism in Eukaryota, Metazoa, Nematoda, Chromadorea, Rhabditida, Aphelenchoididae. The record is from the annotation of a GenBank genome assembly.